AUUCGAAAACUUAAUAAUAAUUUCUUUUCACACUCAGAUUUUCGGGGAAAUGAGAGCAAAUCUCGGAGUAAAUUCAGCAAGGACCUCAAUUCUUAUUACGUUAAACCUUAAAAUCAGGAUAUCUUGAACUCUAAAGCAACCAUAUAUUCUAUUGUUAGGUGCCAUAUUUGAGAUCCACAAACUAUCUAUAUCAUAAUCAAACGCCAUAAAGAGAAACAUCUAUUCCUAUCCCAAUUCCCAACCGACUUACCUCCUGCUAUAAAUAAGAACAGCUUCACCAAUCCUCCAUUGUUUCGUAUUCCAAAAAAUUAUUUUUUUUCUGGAAUGGCUGAAGAAACAGAGAUGAUAAGAAUGAUGGGGAGUGAUGGGAAGGAGGUGGUGGUGGAAGAGAAAGUAGCCAUGAAAUCUCAAACAAUUCGCCACUUGAUUGAAGAUAACUGUGCUGAAGACGUCAUACCCAUACCCAAUGUCACGGCCUCUGUUCUCUCUGAUGUGUUCUAUUACUGCAAGAGGCAUAUUGACUAUUCCUUGCCGAAUGAAGAACAGCUUGAGGAUUUUGAUGCCAAAUUUGUCGAUGUUGAUGUGGAUAAGCUUUACGACCUUAUUAUG
Messenger RNA from Phalaenopsis equestris, 609 nucleotides. Its product is annotated as SKP1-like protein 4. The record is from RefSeq and is a predicted model, not a curated record. NCBI's taxonomy places the organism in Eukaryota, Viridiplantae, Streptophyta, Magnoliopsida, Asparagales, Orchidaceae. Gene Ontology annotation, molecular function: cullin family protein binding. The annotation marks the transcript as partial. Gene Ontology annotation, biological process: SCF-dependent proteasomal ubiquitin-dependent protein catabolic process. The transcript has a single exon. Gene Ontology annotation, cellular component: cytoplasm; nucleus.